UUUUAAGUUGCCCAGUACUGAGAGCGAACGCUGUAAGUUGCUUUGCAGAAACAGAUGCAGUACUCGAUGAAUCCUGCUUAGCGAGAAAGCCAAGACUGAGUGUUUACAGAGUGUCUUAUGAAGAGGCUGGUCUUUGGCAGGUGUCUGAAGGUGGAGAGGCUGGGAGCCCAUCCCACAGUUUAGAUGACAGAAUGAGUAUGAGGAUGAAUGAUCUUUUCUAGGGCGUUUGGAAAGAGGAGACACUCUGCGGCAGCAUGCCACCACAGGCAGAACAGAGGUUUGUGGGAGAAAGUAGGAAGAGAUGAGCAAUGAGACUAUAGAUGUUAAUGAACCUCUAGCCAAAAACAUGUCUCACCAUGGGCCGGUCAGCUGGACCGUGGUCGUCUUAACAUGUCAACACAAGGACAGCGUGUAUGCCUUUCAGAAAGAGCUCAAACUACGACAGCAACGUGGAUACCUUCCGCAGGAGGCACUAUUGCUCACUGUUUCAGACCCCCAGGAGCGCCUGGGCAGUGGCGGUGCAACUCUCAAUGCGUUGCUCGUGGCUGCUGAGCACCUCAGCGCCAGGGCUGGACAUACUGUUGUGACUGCAGAUGUGCUGGAUGAUGCUCACAUCCUUAUUCUCCACACGGGGCGGGACUUCCCCUGGGACAGCUGCAGUAGGGCUUUCUGCUGGCUGCCAGUGCACAGGCCUCAAGAUCUGGUGGAGCAACCUAUCUGCUGCCUGGACCUGCUGCUGGACUGCCUCACACACCAGAUCUGCCCCGGGUCUCCAGCAGGCGUAUGGGUGUGCAGCACGGACAUGAUCCUAACCCUGCCCACAGCCCCUGUGAUGUCAUGGGACAGCUUUUCAGGCGUUCGGGUUGUGUCACUUCCCAGUGAUGUCUCCUAUGCCACCAGACACGGGGUCUAUCUCACUGAUGAACAGGACAGAGUGCGUGACAUCAUCUACAGGGGAUCAGAGGAUAGGAUCCGACAAGCCCAAUGCCCGGAUGGAAAAGUCCCUCUGGUUUCAGGGCCGGUGUUCUUCUGCAGACAGGCCUCUGAGCGUCUGCUGCAGACCCAUGUGACCCCCCCACUGGAUGGCUGCACCUACAUGGGCAUGGACUCUGGGGCUCCCUCCCUGCAGCUGUCCCUGUUUCUGGACAUUCUGCUCUGUCUGUGUUUGGAUGUGACUGAGGCCCAGUUUGUGGAUGAGGAGAGGCAGGGCUGCGCUUCUGCUGUUGGGCUGCAGGGGGCAAUGGUGAGGAGCGCUAGAGCACUGCUGUGGAAGAUGCUCCGUGGAACGCCUCUCUCAAUGGUCUAUGUUCCAGAUGGCCAGUAUGAUUACAUGACCAUGUCAGGGGAUGAACACGUUAAACGCAUUACAGAGAAGGGGAUAGAAAGAGAAACUCUUUCUCACAUUCAGAACCUGCAAUGUGUGAGUGAGUACAGCAGAGUGAUAAACAGUAUGUUGGAGGGGGACGUCAAAGUUUCUGUGGGAGCAGUUGUCCAGCACUGCCAUCUGCAGGGUCCAAUGGUGGUACCAUUGGGUUGUCUGCUAUCAGGGCUGGACCUCACAACUUCAAACAGCCCCCUGUGGCUGACACUGCCCAGUGACAUCAUCAUCCAGAGACACCAUGUGCAACUGGGAGAACUGAAACUAAUAGUUUUCACUGUGCUGGGGAGGCAUGAUGAUCUGGAGGUUUCCUGUGACCAUACUGCUACCACAUUCCUGAACCAGAAAUGGACCAAUUUCUAUCACUGCACAGGAAUACAACCAGCAGAUCUUUGGGGAGCUGUGGACGAGAGUGCAGGGCCCCGAUGUCUCCUGGAUGCCCGCCUUUUCCCUGUGUACCUACCCAGCAAGGGGGCAGUGGGGUUGGAAGGGGUAGAAUGGCUGUUGGGUGGAACAGGUAGUGUGAAGCAGUGGAGGGAAGCAUGGAGGCUCUCUCUCAGAGAGGUGCUGUUGUGCAUGGACCAGCAAGGGGAGCUCUGCUGGAGGGACAACCUCUUCCUACAAGCAGCACAGAGAAGAGCCGUGGACGCACUGAAGGCCCGAACGGAUCGCAGCCUUCUGCCGAGCAUCAGGGCAGCUGUCCUGGUGGGUCGGCAGGAGGAGCUCUUGGAAACAUUGGACUCGGUCGCUGCAGGGAGCACUAAAGACCUCGGGAUAGCUGCACGCUGCCUAGCAUGCGUGGCGGAUGUGCUCGGCUGUAUGGCAGGAGAAGGUAAAGGGGGACUACGAAGUGGGCCAGCAGCAAAUCCUUCUUGGGCCCCUGCUUUUGCACUUUUGGAGAGAGGUGACCUGUCCAGGGGAGUUAAAGCUCUGGCAGCUGAACGAAAGAACUGGCUGAGCAGGCCUGACUUGCUGGUUCGGGCUGCAAGACAUUACGAAGGGGCGGGGCAGAUACUCCUGCGGCAGGCAGUGAUGUCAGCACAACACUUUGUUGCCAUUGGCCAGGGCAACGUGCCCCCCAUUGGGGAGUGGCAGGAGGUUGAAUGCCCUGCCAGACUGGACCUCUCAGGUGGCUGGAGCGACACCCCUCCUAUCGCUUUUGAAAGAGGGGGUGCCGUGGUGAACGUGGCUGUGAAGGUUGAUGGGCGGCGUCCGAUUGGAGCCAAAGUACGUCGCAUCAGAGAGCCUCGCCUGCUGCUGAUCAGCACGAGUGGAGCCCCAGACUGUCAGGUUACCACAGAGACAGUGUGUGACACAUUGCAGGACCUGGAGGACCACUGUCAGCCCCACGCACCUGGUGCUCUACUGAAGGCAGUGUGUGUCUGCAGUGACCUGGUCACAGUCUACUCCCAGCAACCCCUGCAAGAACAGAUGUUGCAGCGCUGGGGGGGUGGAUUGGAGUUGCGCAGUUGGUCACUCUUGCCCCAUGGCUCCGGACUGGGUACCAGUAGUAUCCUGGCCGGGGUGGCACUAGCUGCCGUUUACAGGUGUACAGGACGCACAUUCGACACAGAUUCUCUGAUUCAUGCCGUGCUGCACCUGGAACAAGUGCUCACCACAGGUGGGGGGUGGCAGGACCAGGUUGGGGGCCUGGUGGGAGGAGUCAAAUUUGCCCGAUCGAGCAAUUGCCUCCCCCUCAGGGUGCAGGUGGAGCAGCUGAAUCUCCCCGAAGACUUCCUGCAGUCCUUGCAACAGCACCUCCUGCUAGUCUACACAGGCAAGACGCGCCUGGCUCGCAACCUGCUUCAGGAUGUAGUGCGGAGUUGGUACGGACGCCUGCCCUCCAUUGUGGAGAACAUUGAUGAGCUGGUGAGCAAUGCGGAGGAAUGUGGCCGGGCGUGUAUCGAUGGGUCUCUCUCUAGGCUGGGACUCUGCCUUGACCAUUACUGGCAGCAGAAGAAGGUGAUGGCACCGGGGUGCGAGCCGGCAGCUGUCCGCGCUAUGAUGGAUGCUCUACGGCCUCUGGUCCUGGGCCAGAGCUUGGCAGGAGCAGGAGGCGGGGGCUUCCUCUUUAUGCUGACCCGUGAGCCUCUGCAGGAGAAGACUGUGAAGAGUGUGCUAGGCAGAAUACAGGGCUUGGGGGAUUUCAGCGUUCACUCUGUAGAGGUGGACAUGCAAGGAAUCUCGUUCCAACGGCCUUCUGAGACCCAUCAGAAAGACAUUGUGUGACAGAAAGUGACAGAUUCAUGGCACCGACUUGCCGGGAUCUUGAAUGCACAGACGGCUGAGUAUGGUCUUCUCCACUGCUCAUUCUAGGUAUGUUCUGUUUCAGUGUAAGUUAGAUGAGGUCAGAAUAAUGAAUGUAAGUAAUACCAUAUGAAUCGUCAACCUUCCGUUCAGAUCCCUUUAAUGUGUAUUGGGGCAUUGUGUAGAAUAAUCAGCUGUGCGAAUUUUAAGUGUAAGGUGCACUUAAUUAAUAAUGGCCUUUCUGGGUGUUCAUGACGGUUCGUGUUAUUAAAAAAAGUUAAUGCAGUUACACAGUUUACCUGAAGUUCAACUUGUGGAAUGCAUAUAUCUGGAUGCUUAAAGAUCUAUUUUUAUAUUAAUUUAUUUCUGUAUGUUUUCUGUUGUAGAACACAGAUAAGUCAGUUAUUACUAAGACUGGAGUGCAAAAUGUUUUUGAUAUACUAUGACACUAUACAUUUGUGAUUUGUGAUGCUCCUGUAAACUGUCUCUUGUUUAAAAUGAAAAAUGUGUAGGAAUGAAAAUUUUCAAAAACACUUCAGGCAUACUGUAUAUAUUUUUAGCAUUAACUGUUGACACUACUACUUUGGACAUCUCUUCCCAACCCAAAGUAUCGACUUUGAAUGCCUUUACCACUGUUGGUGGUGUCCAUACAGUAAGUUACACAUUUUUAAAAGCACUUCUGUUAU
Scleropages formosus (Asian bonytongue) is the source of this 4311-nucleotide messenger RNA. RefSeq names its product fucose kinase (gene fcsk). The record is from RefSeq and is a predicted model, not a curated record. Gene Ontology annotation, biological process: GDP-L-fucose salvage. Bases 302 to 3607 code for a protein of 1101 amino acids. The transcript is spliced from 24 exons. Gene Ontology annotation, molecular function: ATP binding; fucokinase activity. NCBI's taxonomy places the organism in Eukaryota, Metazoa, Chordata, Actinopteri, Osteoglossiformes, Osteoglossidae.